Messenger RNA from Paramecium primaurelia, 400 nucleotides. Lineage: Eukaryota; Ciliophora; Oligohymenophorea; Peniculida; Parameciidae. The record is from the annotation of a GenBank genome assembly.
CUUAAAAAUGGAAUUAAUUUAAAGUUAAGUAUUAUAAAUGAAGAUAAAUAUGAGCAAAAUAUUAGAAUAAUAUUAAAUUAUGGUCAUACAUACCAUUGGUCUUGCAAUAGAAUUUGCAAGUCAAGGUAAAUUAUUGCAUGGAGAAUUUGCUAUUGGUAAGGUUUUGGCAAAUGUGUUGGCUAAAGAACAUAGAAGAAAUAAUUUAUCGUAUGAGAAUAGAAUUAGAAUUUGCUUUUAAAAUAUGAAUAACAUAUUGAAAUUCCAGAACUUGUAAAUAUACAAGAUGUUUUAAAAUAUUUAAAAGAUGAUAAAAAAGUUGUUAAACACGGGGUCGGUUUUGUAUUUAUUUAAGAAAUUGGCUAACAUAAAUUUAAUACUACUCCUAUUAAAAUGGAUAUGA